Messenger RNA from Cottoperca gobio, 3505 nucleotides. RefSeq names its product myosin, light chain kinase 5 (gene mylk5). Gene Ontology annotation, biological process: protein phosphorylation. NCBI's taxonomy places the organism in Eukaryota, Metazoa, Chordata, Actinopteri, Perciformes, Bovichtidae. Gene Ontology annotation, molecular function: ATP binding; protein binding; protein kinase activity. The coding region runs from base 239 to 2827 and encodes 862 amino acids. The record is from RefSeq and is a predicted model, not a curated record. The transcript has 17 exons.
GCGAAAGAGAAAUGUUUGUGAUGUAGGUGGAGUCAGUGUUGAUCAGGGGAGGGUGAGAAAAGCGAGCUUGAACAUGUGCAGAGAAGUGUUAAGAGCGAGGGCAGCAGGUACUUUUGGUGUCACAGAACAGAGAGACGGAGGCAGUGGCAGAGAAGAGAAGUGUGAUAAGCAGCUUGGGAAAUGACUGUGUGAAUUAUUUGUUGUUCCGUUCAGAGGCCUCGGUUGUUCUCACACAGAAAUGAAUGGUGAUGGCGGCAAACGGCGUUAUGUGUCAACCUUCAGUAUGCAAAUCAAGCCGCCCUGUGCAUCGUCUGCACCGGGGGACGGGCCGGGGACUAUGGACACCAGGACCUCAGACACUUGCAUUGACACAGGAUCCGUUAACCUUUCCUGUCGUAAAUGUCUGGAUCCACCCGUCUUCAUAGAGCCGCUGCAGGACUGCUGCGUGGACGAAGGAAACGACAUCACGCUGCGGGGCGUUCUCACCGGAAGUCAGCCGAUCAAAGUGUCGUGGCUGCACAAUGGUGAAGUGGCCCGUUUUGGGAAUCCUUCCUUCAAUGGCAGGGAGAUGACUUUUGUGGUGAGGGAUUGCUUGCCUGAAGAUGCUGGCGCCUACACAUGCCUGGCAGAAAACAGUGCAGGGAAGACGUCCUGCUGUGCUGCUGUGUUCGUCAAAGACUUUGAAACUAUCUGUGGUGUGCAGAACCGUGUCUCAAAAGUCCCAACUUCUGCAUCUAAGAGCAUCGUGGAGAACGGAAGGUCACCACAGUCUCCCAAAGACGAGCUACCUGCAGGCUCUGAUGAGCUGAGCCCAGUUUUAACUCCAAGAGAAGUCGUCCCAAAGAAGAGAGCCAACUCAGCGACAGGUCCAGCAUUACGUUUUGAAAACCCUCCGCAGCACUUCGAGGUGAAGGUGGGACAAAGUGCACGAGUGACGUGUGUCUUCACCGGCAGUCCUCCUGUAGUGUCCUGUUGGAUUAGACACAAAGAGCAGAUAGUGGACGGUCCAGAGCUGUGGUCAGAAAAUACAGAUCGGAGCAGUACGCUGGUCAUUGCAGAGGCUAAACCACGACACACAGGCCGCUACACUGUUGUAUUAAAAGACCGCAAGAGCUCAGCCGAACACACGGUCACUGUUUCUGUCAUAGAGAGGCCUCAGCCUCCAGCCUCCAGUCCCGUGAUCUCCCUCGUCUCUGCCACCAGCCUUGUGCUCUCCUGGUCGGGACCGUGCUACGACGGCGGCAGCGCCGUCCUGGGUUACGUGGUCGAGGUAAAGAACCAAGUACGCGUUGAGGCUGGGGAUUGGCGCGAGCUAACUGCCCAGUGUAAGAGCACCUCAUACAGAGUGUGUUCUGGGCUGCAGCCUCAACAGGAAUACUGUUUCAGAGUGAAGGCCUACAACGCAGUGGGAGUGAGCGAGCCAGGACCGGUGUCGUCAGUGCUUAGCAUGGAGCAGAAAGAUUUAGACAAACCACAAGAAGAAGAGACCCCUCAAGCGUAUUCCUGCGUCACUAUUGACUCCUCACACAAAGUCACAGAUCACUACAGUUUGCAGGAGAAACUGGGAAUGGGAAAGUUUGGGCUGGUGUUUAAGCUAACCCACAAAGAGACGGGACGUGUGUGUGCAGGUAAGUUCUACAAGGGUCGACGCGCCAAGGAGAGGGAGGCUGCUCGUAAAGAGAUAGAGCUGAUGAACUACCUCCAUCACCCCAAACUGGUGCAGUGUCUCGCAGCGUACGACCACAAGCCUGAGAUGGUCAUGGUCAUGGAGUUCAUCGCAGGCGGGGAACUGUUUGAACGUAUCGUGGAUGACAGUUUUGAGCACACCGAGCUUGCUAGCGUGCGCUACAUGCAGCAGAUCCUGAAGGGAAUUGCUUACAUGCAUCAGCAGAACAUCGUCCAUCUGGACAUCAAACCUGAAAACAUUGUGUGCGUUGACACCACCGGCACCUCCAUAAAGAUCAUUGACUUCGGUUUAGCCUGCAGCCUCGGGAACACGCCUCUGAAGGUGAUGCAUGGGACUCCAGAGUUUGUGGCACCUGAAGUGAUCAACUAUGAGCCAGUGUGUUUGACCACUGACAUGUGGAGCAUAGGAGUCAUCUGCUACAUAUUACUGAGUGGCGAGUCUCCCUUCCAGGGAAACAACGAUGUGGAGACCCUCUCAUUAGUCACAGCUGCCCAGUGGGAGUUUGAUGAGGAGAGCUUUGAUGAGAUUACAGACGAAGCCAAAGAUUUCAUCAGCUCCCUGCUCAACAAGGACACCAGGCAGAGGAUGUCCUGUGAAGAAGCACUUGCUCACCCUUGGAUGGCUUUUGACUCUGGAGCUCUAGCCACCAGCAAAAGUCUGUCCAAGGAGAAGAUGAAGAGGUUUCUCGCCAGGCAGAAGUGGAAGAAGGCAGGUAAGGCCUUGUUAGCCCUGAAGAGAAUGGCUCUGCUGUCUAAAGGUGACAGCUCUGUAUCUCCCACCAGCCCUGGAGAAGAUUCCCCCCUGAGCCCAGAGGCAGAGCAUGCCCUGCUGUCUCUGGAGCGCAAGAUGCAGGGGCCACCCCAGUUCACCCAGAGCUUGGAGGACCAGAGCGUAGCUCAGGGAUCCUGUGCCCGUCUCUCAUGUCACCUCACAGGUUACCCGGACCCAGAGGUGGUGUGGCUGUGUGGUAAAGAGCCGGUGGUGGAGUCCCCCACAGUGCAGAUAGAGUACGAGGAGGAUGGACGCUGCACCCUGGUCUUAGCCAAAGUUGGCCCAGAGGACACCGACGUUUACACCUGUAGAGCAACCAAUGACCACGGGGAGACGUUCUGCUCUGCCAAACUCAUUGUUCAAAAGUAGAUUCAUAACGUCUACGCAUGCAGAGAUACAAUGUAUAAACAUAGUGUUCUCCAGAGUGCCUUGAGUUGUAUUGUAAAUUCUUGUUUUAAUAGAAAUGAGGAGCAAACUGUACAUCUUGUACUGUGGCAGGAAAUACAUAAUACCUGUGUUAUUGUACAAAAUGUAUGAACAGAUGAAUAUUGUUACAGAGCUACAAGCAUAUAUAAAGGUGGAUAUUUCUUUAUGGGACUCACUUUGAAUCACUUGUGAAUUCUGAUAUACUUUAAUUGUUUGUUGGGUAAAAUAAAAACUAUAUAUAUAAACUCUAACCAUCAUAUUGUAUGUAAAGCUAAACAUGUUUCGUGUUAUAUUUUCACAGUUCUGACACAAAACAUAAAUAAGCUUUUAGUCCAUCCAUCCAUCUAGCCAUCAGCAGGUCCAGUAGUGAACCCCAAACUUCUUCCCUAAUGUCUCCACUGAGUCCUGGGUCUUCCCCGGGGUCUCCUCCCAGCUGGAGGAACACCUCCCUAGGGAGGCGGCCAGGUGCCCGAACCAGCUCAAAUUGCUCCUUUCAACGCAACUACACUUUUAUUGAAAUACAAAAUCAAAGCACAGAAUUAAAAAAUGUAAUUAAAUUAAUAAAUAUGAGAGUUUGUGUGGCAAUGAGUGUCAUUAAAGGAUAAGACUGGUUAUAUUCUA